This is a messenger RNA of Sebastes umbrosus (honeycomb rockfish), 2941 nucleotides long. Its product is annotated as polyadenylate-binding protein 1A. The transcript has 15 exons. Bases 652 to 2574 code for a protein of 640 amino acids. Lineage: Eukaryota; Metazoa; Chordata; Actinopteri; Perciformes; Sebastidae. Gene Ontology annotation, molecular function: poly(U) RNA binding; mRNA 3'-UTR binding; poly(A) binding. The record is from RefSeq and is a predicted model, not a curated record. Gene Ontology annotation, cellular component: cytosol; nucleus; ribonucleoprotein complex.
CACCGUGGUCUCGUAGAGUAGAAUCGCGAAACAACCUCCACCGACCUUCCUUUCAUUCCCGUAAUCCGUCUGCGUAGGGUGUGCUCCGGAGCUAGUCUCGGCACACGUUGUAUUAUUAUGAAACAAACCAAAAGCUAGAGAGCACACGCAGACAUAUUUUUAUAAGAAAAAUAAAAAUCGGUGAAGCAGGAUUUCAUUUACAACGCGAACAAGAAGAGACGCUGAAGAAGAAGAAGAAGGAGAGACCCGUUAGCAACCAAGCAGUUAGCCUCAUUGUGCAAAGCGUGGGUAUACACCGCCAGCCUGUUAUAUUGUUAACCACUUAUCUCUCCCUUUAAGGGCUUUGUCAUUCGACUAAACGAGCAUAUUUGUUUCGUUUCCUACCAGUUAUUUAGCUCACUGAGUGAAAACGGUGCAGCCUGCGAGCCUCAUCGGUUAUAGGCCUCGCUCCGACAUCUUGCUAAUCAAGCUAACAUUAAUUAGCCCAUGUUGCUAACUGCUAAGCUAGCCAGUACAUGUGUCUGCGCUCUUGAUUAUUAAAGAGACUGAGAACUCUUCAUACAGGAGGCUUUUAUUGGCUGACGGUUGUCAAAUACUAUACCGAGCUAAUAUCAUUAAUACAGUUGUCGUAUAGCCUGAGAACACGCAGUCAUGAAUCCCAGCGCGCCCAGCUACCCGAUGGCUUCCCUCUAUGUGGGAGACCUGCACCCAGACGUGACCGAGGCCAUGCUCUACGAGAAGUUCAGCCCGGCCGGGCCCAUCCUGUCCAUCAGGGUCUGCAGAGACAUGAUCACCCGCCGGUCCCUUGGCUAUGCCUAUGUCAACUUCCAGCAGCCAGCUGAUGCUGAGCGAGCCCUGGACACCAUGAACUUUGAUGUGAUCAAAGGCAGGCCCCUCCGCAUCAUGUGGUCCCAGCGUGAUCCCUCACUGAGGAAGAGUGGAGUGGGCAACAUCUUCAUCAAGAACCUGGACAAGUCCAUUGAUAACAAGGCCCUCUACGACACCUUCUCUGCUUUUGGAAACAUCCUUUCCUGCAAGGUUGUUUGUGAUGAAAAUGGCUCAAAGGGUUACGGCUUUGUGCACUUUGAGACCCACGAGGCUGCUGAGCGGGCCAUUGAGAAAAUGAAUGGCAUGUUGCUCAAUGACAGAAAAGUAUUUGUUGGACGCUUCAAGUCCCGUAAAGAGAGGGAAGCUGAGCUCGGGGCACGUGCAAGGGAGUUUACCAACGUCUACAUCAAGAACUUUGGGGAGGACAUGGAUGACGAGAAGCUUAAAGAGUUGUUUGGUAAAUACGGGCCUGCACUCAGUAUCCGGGUUAUGACCGAUGAGAGUGGCAAAUCCAAGGGAUUCGGCUUUGUCAGCUUCGAGAGACACGAAGAUGCACAGAAGGCUGUCGACGACAUGAAUGGUAAAGAAAUGAAUGGCAGACAGGUGUAUGUGGGCCGCGCACAGAAGAAAGGGGAGCGCCAGAAUGAGCUCAAGCGUAAAUUUGAGCAGAUGAAACAGGAUCGCAUGACCAGAUACCAGGGUGUCAAUCUGUAUGUGAAAAACCUGGAUGAUGGCCUAGAUGACGAGCGCCUGCGUAAAGAAUUCUCUCCAUUCGGAACCAUUACAAGUGCUAAGGUGAUGAUGGAGGGUGGCCGCAGCAAAGGCUUUGGCUUCGUUUGCUUCUCUUCCCCAGAGGAGGCCACUAAAGCUGUAACGGAGAUGAAUGGGCGCAUUGUUGCUACAAAGCCACUGUAUGUGGCCCUGGCCCAGCGCAAGGAGGAGCGUCAAGCCCAUCUCACCAACCAGUACAUGCAGAGGAUGGCCACAGUCCGCGCUGUGCCCAACCCGGUCCUCAACCCAUAUCAGCCUGCCCCACCGUCAGGCUAUUUCAUGGCCGCUAUACCUCAGCUUCGUCCCACUCAGGCCCAGAACCGUGCUGCAUACUAUUCCGCCAACCAGCUGGCCCAGCUCCGCCCCAGCCCCCGUUGGGCCACUCAAGGAGUGCGUCCUCAACACUUCCAAAACAUGCCCAACGCCAUGCGCCCAUCAGCCCCCAGGCCCCAGACCUUCAACACCAUCCGUCCCACCGCCACCCCCAACACGCAGGUCCCACGCAUGAUGGCUUCCCAGCGUAUGCCCACCCAGGCCCUCAGCCAACGCCCUACCGGUGCUUCAGCCACAGCCGCCCCAGUGCGCGCCAUGCCCCAGUACAAAUAUGCAGCUGGUGUGCGCAACCCCCAGCAGCACAUGACCUCCCAGCCACAGGUCCCCAUGCAGCAGCCUGCUGUCCAUGUCCAAGGACAAGAGCCCCUGACGUCCUCCAUGCUGGCUGCUGCUCCUCCUCAGGAACAGAAGCAGAUGCUGGGUGAGCGUCUGUUCCCCCUGAUCCAGAGCAUGCACCCCAGCCUGGCAGGCAAGAUCACCGGUAUGCUGCUGGAGAUUGACAACUCCGAACUCCUCCACAUGCUUGAGUCACCCGAGUCGCUGCGCUCAAAGGUGGAUGAGGCUGUUGCUGUGCUUCAGGCCCACCAGGCCAAGGAGGCUGCUCAGAAGUCUACCACACCUGCUGGUGUUCCCAGCGUCUAAGAUCGUGCUUUUUGAAACCUGCUUCACCGAUGGAAAAAGAGAAAAAAAUAUUAAACAUUGAAAAACCUAAAACUCUGAAAACAUCGCAAAAUGAUAAAUUAUUUCUUAAAAAAAGAAUAAAACAACUAAAUCUGCCGGGUCUAGUGAUGGUUUGACUAGACCUUGAUCAUAAAUAAAAAUUUGUUGAAAAAAAAAAUAGUAAAAUAGAAAAAAAAAAUUGAGAUAAUAAAUUUGAAUGCAUUCCUCUGUUUUAUGUCAUUUUACCGUGUCAGUGCUCAGAAUAUCAGCCAUGUUUAGGAAGGGUGGUUGCUGAGCAUUAUGAAAGGAGAUUUGUAUUGUGAAUGGCUGUAAUAAAUUCUCAUUCAAA